Messenger RNA from Annulohypoxylon maeteangense, 3310 nucleotides. RefSeq lists its product as uncharacterized. NCBI's taxonomy places the organism in Eukaryota, Fungi, Ascomycota, Sordariomycetes, Xylariales, Hypoxylaceae. The transcript has a single exon. Bases 706 to 2712 code for a protein of 668 amino acids. The record is from RefSeq and is a predicted model, not a curated record.
CUUCUUCAAAUGUUCCCGUCUUCCCUUGGUAUCUAUCUACAUACAGACAACUUCCGAGGUCUUAUAAUUAUUUAUCUCUAUCGUAUAUAUACAUCGAGUAGCGGUAUCGUUGUAUCCGUCGGUAGCUUCCCGCGAACCUAAAACGUUUACACUACCUCUAGGUAGUACAUUCUUUAGUUCAGUCGCAGCUGUCUUUUAGGCUUUGGAUAGGCUUGGAUAGACUUGUCUCAUGUAUAAGUGGAGACCUUCCUCCGUUCAGCCUUCAUCGUAUGCACACCAAACAUGGGUUCGUAAUACCGAAUAAUUAACUCUUUAAACUAAGCACAACGCGACUUUCCUCCCUCGUACAUACAACUCACACAACAGCCUCUAGUCACACGCGCUCCUAAUUCAUACCGCCAAUCGACGACAAUCAAACCGGGUUUGAAAAGGUUACCUUCUACCGAAUCUCUAACAUCAAUUGGAUCCAGGACAACGAGUAAGGGUCCGGGUACGAGCAAGGGCACAGGAUUCAGUACGGGCACAGGAACAGGGGCAAAGACAAGACCGACAAUAAUUACUACCACAACCGCCACGGUCGCCAAGACUACCAUAACAACAGCUGCUUCAUCAUCCUCCGCGUCUUCAAGAGCAGUCCUCAGGAGACGAGACCAAAAUGCUGGACCUGUUACAGGGCUACCUUUGAAGGAGCUAGGAACAGGAAAUAUGCCCUACGACGCACCUUCAUCCCCGCCUCCACAAUCAAAUGCGAACGCGAAUAGAGCGCAGAUGCCAUCUCUCAGCGCCGCCGCCGCAAGGGCCGUGAAUAGGAAUCCCCUAACGCCUAAGAUCGCCUCCAAGACACAGCAAACGUCCACCUUAGCAACUAUCGCAACGCCUACGAAUCGGCGUCAGCAACACCCUGCCCUAGUUACCGCUAGCCGAGAAACCCCAUCCAACCGGUCAGUCUACAUCGAGGAUUCCUCGUUCGUUCCUCACCUAAGCAGCAACGUCACCCCCCGUUCUGGCUCGAGACAAAAUCGUGUUGACAGUGCUAAUAGCACGCCGAGUGGUACUCCCAACCCGGAGCGGUCAGAACCUUGGGAUCCUAGGUCUAGUUUCUGUCUACCGAGUCCAAGACUCGACGGAGACGCCAUGAGGAGGUCGGCCGCUUCCUUCAGCUCUAUCUCGCCCGAUGCGGGUGGGCAUGGAAGAUACGAUGCAUCUCAUAAUUCGGAAUCCAAAUUCUUCCAUGCGAGCGAUGUAAAGCCUUCCCGCCCAACAUCUUCCUCCAAGGUAGCCCAAGCCAAAGGUCCAACAUUUUUUUAUGCCAACGGCAACACGAUAGAGAACAACAAACCUACUUCUCCAACUUCGUUCACAGCCAGCCUUAGCCACUCGCAAGAUAAUAUCUCCAGCAAAUUUAUGUAUGCCAAUGGGACCCCAGAGAUGCGACAUACCCCGACACCUCCGAUCUCUCGUAGCUCGGGUUCGGUAGUAUCGAUAGCUCCUAAGCCAUCUACUACGCGCCCGACAACAAACCCCCCUGGCGCUAGCCACGCUCUUGCGCAGAGGCCCAGCUCUCCAGCAAAGUUGUCAUCUCAAGUCCCACAAGCAUCAUCUAAACCCAACAAUACAGGUCGUCAGCAGGUUCUAACUGCGCCCCAGUUAGGGCCGUCCCCUGGACUCCGUCGAUCUAGUACCGGUACGUCGCGAGUAGGCGGACAUUCUCGCACUGGAAGUUUGGUGAAAGGAGACCAGUUUUCUGCUACCCCGAAGCUGAUGAGCGCUCACGUGUCGCCAGAGGCAUCUCCUCCUAUAACUGUGCCUUCCACGCCCGCUCCUUUAACUCUGGCUUCGAUAAUACAAGCGGCCGAGGAUUUUGCAGAGGACGAAGAGUCCGAAAUGCCAGAUGAAAUUGGAUCCGGUUUGCAAAGCCCCACCAAAUCAGUUCAUUCCACGGAACCGGUCAAUGAAUUAGUUGCAAAUGCGAGACGCGAACGCAAAGUUCAGGACUUGCAGAUUACAAAUGCAUCUCUCGAGGCUAUCAACAGGACGUUAGAACGCCAACUGCGGAAGCAAACGGCAGAGCUGAGAAGAUUUCGACGUUUGUCGCGUGCCGGCCGGCUUUCUUUGCCAUCUACUCUUUCUGGCCGAACAUCAUUGGAUGUCUUUUCAGAGCAUGCGAUAGGGACGAUGGUCCUUUCCGACCUCGACGAACAGUCCGAAGUAGAAAAAGAGGAGAAGGAGGGAAAGGAGGACGAGGAGGAUGGUGGAGAGGAGUCGUCUUUAGAGAGCGAUUCAGCAUCUGGAUCCCUUAGCCCGAGUAUCGUCGCGGAACGAGACGCAAAACAUAGAAGACGAGAUGAGGAACGACUACAAGUUGACUUAUCUAAACAUCAGCAACUACUCAUCGACUCGCAGAAGAUAAAUCAGAGCAUCAAAAGGUGUCUAGACUGGACGGAGGAGCUCAUCAACGAAGGCAAGAAGGCUCUCCAGACACAUAUCAGAGCUAGUGAUGUUGAAUUAGGUGGAAGAGUGCUAGUAGUAGAUCCAUUAGACGAUGAUGACGAUCGACCCCUAACUUCGGAUGGUUCUCGCGAUGACACCUCUUCGAUGCUCGAUGAAAUACUCGACGAGAAGUCUCUAGAAGGUGCAGGAAGGUUAGCAGGUUGGAAUUUUGAGCGGCAGGAUAGGGAUAGCGGCAUAGAACUCCCUGCUGAUGGAGGCUAGAGUCUGAAGGUUGCGAGUAUUUCGCAGCUAGAUCAUACUAAUAUUCUUACGACAGAUAUAUAUCUUUUUUCUAUUUUGGAUACGAUUCGUUUACAACAUAUAAGACACCAACUGCAACAGCUUCGGGGUUAUAUCACCGUACGGAGCCGCUUCAUUAUUCAUUGGAUUCCACAAUCACCAUUUUCUUUGUAUCAACUGUAACAUCAACGGAUACCCCAAAAAUCAUCACGGAAAGGCGCAGGGUCAGUAGACCAAUCUCCACACCACAUUGACAGAAACAAAAUUUCCUACCCAAGUCUCAUAAUGAUACCCCAGAAUAAUGAAUCAGGAAGCCGAAGAGUACACACGCCCAACAUAGAAAGGAUGAGAGGUAGACGCCUAAAGAAGGGUGAACGCGAGUUCUAUCAGGAUCUUUUUUCUUUGGUGGUAUCCAGAUACAUACAUAUGUCGACUACAUGAAGGUAUUGCCUUCAGGGGUGUAUGCAAUCGAGGCUACCCACCAAAAAGUGCUCGGAUGAAUCAGGUCGGCGGGUUGAUAACAGUCUAGCAUGCAUGAGACUCCGCAUAGCAAUUGAUGCUUCAGCAAAGCAACACAAUA